AUGGCGCCAACCAGCAAGCGCAAACGCAAGCGGGCAGAGAACACUUCCAGCCAGUCGAGUACUGCAAAGCUGACCAAGCGCGGCGCGAGAAUUAUCACCACGCGUACUGCUACCCAAGUCAGCGCGCCGGAGCAAGUUUUCAACACAACAGAAAUGCUUGAGGCCAUCCUCCUCCACGUCGAUCGCAAGGAGCUUACGGUGACGCGAGGUGUCUGUCGGCGCUGGAAAGCGGUGAUCGAUCUUUCACCAUCCCUCCAGACUGUUGUGCUCACCAGACCCGUCGCAAGGAUCCCUACAGUGCCUUCUCUUGCCCUCGCCGCAGAUUCACAGACACCUCCGAGAUAUGAUAAGUUGACUGUAUCGCCACUUAUCAACUACCAUCACCUCGUGGAGGGUUCUGACUCUGCCAUCCGCAUCCCUACCGGUCACAACUUGCAUGGCUUUCUGAAGACGGCACUGAUCCCUUAUAACAGAGAAACCAGGAUGCAUCUCCUGGUUGACAUCACCUACUUUAUCCAGGGAGGGUUCCCGCACCCUUCGAACGAUAGUUCAGCGCCUUUCUGGCAGAAAAUGUCGUUCGCCAAUCCCCCAAUCACUUCAACACAUCUAAGGACAAGCUUUGACAACUAUGGUGAUGAAGGUUACACCAACUCUGUGAGUGUCUGGAACCCAAAGGGCGUCACCUGGGAAGAUGUUCUGCAGCAUCGCAAGAGUCUUGCCGAGCAAGACGGCCCGUCCGACCUAGUUAUAGUCGAAUUGCAGACAAUGAUCUAUGUCAUGGAUGUGCCGCUUGUUUGGGCGAUGCAUUGGUGUGACGGCAGCAAAGACCGGGAUGGCAAAUGUGCGUGCGUUGCCGCCAUUACUGGUCGACGAAUGAAAGAUAACACUCCCUAUUCUGCGGAGACGGGAAGGCUGAUGUUGGGUUGA
Ramularia collo-cygni is the source of this 927-nucleotide messenger RNA. RefSeq lists its product as uncharacterized. Bases 1 to 927 code for a protein of 308 amino acids. Gene Ontology annotation, molecular function: protein binding. The record is from RefSeq and is a predicted model, not a curated record. NCBI's taxonomy places the organism in Eukaryota, Fungi, Ascomycota, Dothideomycetes, Mycosphaerellales, Mycosphaerellaceae. The transcript has 2 exons.